CACACACACACACACAAAGAGGAUGAGCAGUUCGAAUGGUUGUAUAUGCACUCCAGCAGCCGUGCCUCUCUCUGCCUGAUAGCUCCACACCCCUUAAACAGCGACGCUGCAGUGCAUCAACCCUCUCCCCAUCCUCAGCACUCUCACACACACACACACACAACAGGAUCGCCUUACUCCUGUUUCCGCUUCAGUCACAGUCAAGCCCGGAGCUGGACCACACCGAUUUGCUGUCGUCCUCGCUCGCUGCUCCAAUUGGCAAGUGGACCACAACGGGCAGAGAGAGAGAGAGAGAAAUCACAGUAUUCUGCCGCCUCGGUUGCAUCUUCUCCUCCGUCUUCUGCACUCCUCAGUUAACCCAGACCUGUCAUCAUCAUCAUCAUCAUCAUCAUCUGUGAAGAGGCCGAACCCAGGCGACAGAGUCUCUCUGAUCCUCCACUUCCCUCUUCCUUUCUGGGUGGGCAUCAGCUGAAGCAAUUAGGAUAUGGUGGGUGACCCUCUCCUCUCCCACCAACCCCAUCCCCCUCCUUUCCUUAUCCUGUGUAGAAGAUAGUCUCUGGUGAAUGAGACAGCCUACUGCCAUUGUUCAGUCUCUUUUUUAUUUGAAAGGAUAAUGAUUGCUCACAUAUUUGAAGUUCAAUGCCAACAAUAAGGUCAUCAAACUGACCGUGUACAUGAUCUUUGGGAAAGUGGUGCUUCCACUGCAUUGCAGCUGGCAGUUAGAGAGGGAACAGGAUUAUUUAGGAGAGCAGCAGUUUUCUUUGACGUUGUUUCUAAUUUUAAUUUGUUGUUGCACUAUUAACAAUGUCACACGAUCGGAGUAUCGAGCUGGAGCACUUUGAGGAAAGGAGCAAGGGCCACCGAUCUUCCCGGCGUGGAAGUGGUACCGGAGGAGGAGCAGGAGCAGGAGGAGGUGGUGGUGGUGGUGGAGGAGGUUCAGGCUCCCGGGGAAAUGGUAUACCGAGCCCAGCUCACAGCGCUCACUGCAGUUUCUACCGGACCCGGACCCUGCAGGCGCUGAGUCAGGAGAAAAAAGCCAAAAAAGUCCGUUUUUACCGGAAUGGAGACCGUUACUUUAAAGGGCUCGUGUAUGCUGUCUCCCCGGACCGGUUCAGGUCGUUAGAUGCUUUGCUUGCGGAACUGACUAAGUCUCUAUCAGACAAUGUCAACCUGUCCCAAGGAGUCAGGACUAUCUAUAGCAUUGAUGGAAACAAGAAGAUCACCAGCUUGGAUGAAUUGCUGGAAGGAGAAAGCUAUGUUUGUGCAUCCAAUGAGCCAUUUCGGAAAGUAGACUAUGCGAAGAACGUUAAUCCAAACUGGUCAGUCAAUAUCAAAGCAGGAACAUCCCGCUCUCUUUCAUCACUGACAUCAAGAGGUGAAGGGAAAGAAUCGAAGGAUUUUAUCAGGCCCAAGCUGGUGACCGUUAUCCGCAGUGGUGUAAAACCACGGAAAGCUGUGAGGAUUCUUCUCAAUAAGAAGACAGCGCAUUCAUUCGAGCAGGUGUUAAAUGACAUUACAGACGCCAUCAAGUUAGAUUCUGGAGCAGUCAGAAGGCUAUACACACUUGAUGGAAAGCAGAUCGUUUGCCUCCAGGAUUUUUUUGGGGACGAUGAUGUCUUUGUUGCAUGUGGUCCGGAAAAGUAUCGCUAUGCCCAGGAUGACUUUUUACUGGACAGCAGUGAGUGUCGGGUGAUGAAAUCAUCGUACUCGCGUUCUGGUAGCGCCUCACGACAUUCUGGAUCAAGAAGUCCCGGGCUAACUCGCCGAAGCAGAUCUCCUGCAUCAGUUAAAAGAGGAGGUUACUACACAGCUUUCUCUCCAGUCAAAUCCCCAGUGAAUGGAACUCCAAGCAGUCAGCUGUCAACACCCAAAUCCACAAAGUCAUCGAGCUCCUCCCCAACCAGCCCUGGCAGCUUAAGAGCUCACAAGAUUAUUCACCAGAUAGGUUUGUCCACCAAUGUGAAUGGAGUAUCUCAACAAGCCAAUGGCAUCAGUCCAGAAGGUUUGAAUGGAAAUAGAUCCUUGUCAGCUUCAACUAUUCUUGAUAAAUAUAAAGUUGGGAAGGUGAUUGGAGAUGGGAAUUUUGCCGUUGUUAAAGAAUGUGUGGAACGAUCCAGUGGCAAGGAGUAUGCACUGAAAAUAAUUGACAAGGCCAAGUGCAGUGGGAAGGAGCACUUAAUUGAGAAUGAGGUGGCAGUGCUGAGGAGGGUUAAACAUCCCAACAUCAUCAUGUUAAUUGAAGAAGUAGACACACCGACAGAGUUGUACCUAGUAAUGGAGUUAGUCAAGGGUGGAGACCUGUUUGAUGCCAUUACAUCAUCAACUAAGUACACAGAACGGGAUGCUAGUGCCAUGGUGUACAACCUCGUUUCUGCACUCAAAUAUCUGCACAGCCUGAACAUUGUACACAGGGACAUCAAGCCGGAAAACUUGUUGGUUUGUGAAUAUGCAGAUGGAACUAAGUCCUUGAAACUGGGUGACUUUGGUCUGGCAACUGUGGUGGAUGGGCCCCUGUACACAGUGUGUGGUACACCAACAUACGUCGCUCCAGAGAUCAUCGCAGAGAGCGGAUAUGGAUUAAAGGUUGACAUUUGGGCAGCAGGAGUCAUUACAUACAUCCUCCUGUGUGGCUUCCCCCCAUUCCGCAGUGAGAACAAUGUCCAGGAAGACUUGUUUGACCAGAUUCUUGUUGGACGACUGGAAUUUCCCUCUCCUUACUGGGAUAGUAUCACCAACUCUGCGAAAGAAUUGAUUAGCCGAAUGUUGCAGGUGAACAUUGAAGCCCGGUUCACAGCUGAGAAGGUUCUGACUCAUCCAUGGGUGGCUGAUGAUACAGCACAAGAGCGAGACAUGCAGGUAGCUGUAACUGGAAAAUUGAGAAAGCACUUUAACCCUGUGGCAAAGCAGAGCAACAGUCCUGCUGGGGUCAGUGUUAUAAUGAUGCAGCAAGAAGUGCAGUGCAAUGAUUAAUAUCCUUUAUGGACACUAGAAGAUCAUAAGUUUGAAGUAUAAGAGGGAGAGGGUGAGGAGCUCCAGUCCUCAUACUGAGACAAUGGACUAACCUGGAACGACACCAUGGUGUAGAACGCAGUUCCCUAGCAGGGUGAUCAUUCACUAACUCCCAGCCGGUUCGAAUUUGCAUGGCCUGUUGCCUUGUGCCUCACAGCUCUUUUUAAAGCUUUCUCAGCUCACACAAGGCAGAACUUUUCAUGGUGUGGAUUCAGGCUGAUGCUGCUAUUUAAGGGAGAGCACACAUUUUUCUUGUCUGUUGCUUGUACUGGAUUAAGUUCACCUCAGACUCACUCAAGAAUCAAAAUUUCUGGACUGCUGAAUACUUGACAGGAACAUCUGAAAAAAUCUACUACAUAAUAGACCUCAUGCUCUUGAUUUGAAAGCCAAAAGCAUACUUCAUAACUGUACAUGGACAAGAAUUGGUUUUAAGAUAAGCACCGGUAUUAAAAUUCUUCAGAAAUAACAGAAGAAACCAAGAACUUCCAAAAAAGGAAGACAACCUGACAUUAUUUCGUGGGCAGAGUGAUCUUUGAGUGCCAUCUGGUGUUAGCAAAGCUGAAUUGCUACAGAUGCUAUGUCAAAAGCUUUGCUAAAGAUUCUUUGCUUUCCACUAAACCUAUGACCCUUAUUUCAUAAAUGUUUAAUUUAGCCCUGAUUGUUAGAGUGCUUUUGCAUUAUGUAUUAUGUUCAUGUGAUGCUUGGUUCUCUAAGAUAUGAUUAUGUGAUCAGUGAUUUUUUUUUAAUUGCAGGUUUAUCUAUUAGCUAGUAAAUAUAAUUGCACUCCAUCUUCAUUAAAGCACAGUUCUUGAGAGCCAAGUAUUUUGCAUGUUGCAACAAGAUAUGAGCUGUAAUAAUUGUCCUUUAGUACAGCACAGAAGAGAGUCAGAUACUUCAGGAGGGGCUGCUUCACCCAGAAUCACUUAAAAUGUUUUAAACGGCUGCCUGUUUCCAUCGACAAAUCUUCUAAAAUAAAAUCUGUGCGAAUAAUUGGCACGAUGUAAGUACAAAACAAAACAUGACCAAAAUUGGGUAACUUUCCCACUCCAGUUUUGCUACCAACAGUAGAAAUACGUCGAGGUUUAUGUAUUCAUUGAAAUGUCUGAGUUGGAAUCCAUAAUCGACAAGUUGUACGAUGAAUUGAUUUGAAAAAGUAAUUUGCAGCCACGUUUGUGGUGUGUU
Messenger RNA from Hemiscyllium ocellatum (epaulette shark), 4191 nucleotides. It is a transcript of the gene dclk2a, whose product is annotated as doublecortin-like kinase 2a. Gene Ontology annotation, molecular function: ATP binding; protein kinase activity. The transcript is spliced from 18 exons. Bases 805 to 2970 code for a protein of 721 amino acids. Gene Ontology annotation, biological process: protein phosphorylation; intracellular signal transduction. The record is from RefSeq and is a predicted model, not a curated record. NCBI's taxonomy places the organism in Eukaryota, Metazoa, Chordata, Chondrichthyes, Orectolobiformes, Hemiscylliidae.